This is a messenger RNA of Drosophila hydei, 2257 nucleotides long. It is a transcript of the gene Ror, whose product is annotated as tyrosine-protein kinase transmembrane receptor Ror. The coding region runs from base 1 to 2058 and encodes 685 amino acids. Gene Ontology annotation, biological process: cell surface receptor protein tyrosine kinase signaling pathway; positive regulation of kinase activity; protein phosphorylation. Gene Ontology annotation, cellular component: membrane; signaling receptor complex. The transcript is spliced from 8 exons. Gene Ontology annotation, molecular function: transmembrane receptor protein tyrosine kinase activity; ATP binding; protein binding. The record is from RefSeq and is a predicted model, not a curated record. Lineage: Eukaryota; Metazoa; Arthropoda; Insecta; Diptera; Drosophilidae.
AUGAAUUCAUAUUGUUUUCAAUUCUUUAUUAUUCGAUAUAUAGUUUUAAUAGCACUGAAUGAUAAUUAUGUUUGGACCAUAAAAUCAUCACAUGAGAACAAUGGGUUUCACCACUUAGCUGGAAUAUGUCAACUAUAUAACGGAACAAUCUGCAAUGAAUAUUUAAAAAAUUCCUUUGUGUUUAUAUCUCCAAAUACAACUAUUAAUGAUUUAGAAGAACGAUUGAAAGCCGCGUAUGGGGUGAUAAAAGAGUCAAAAGAUAUGAAUUCAAACUGCCGAAAAUAUGCACUGCCGAGCUUAUGUUUGAGCUCGCUUCCAAUAUGUAGAACUCCUGAACGAACCAAUUUAUUAUAUUUUGCCAAUGUUGCCAUGAUAACGAAUAAAUAUAGCGGAAAUGAGACACGAACAAAAAGAUUUGUUUCAAAAGAUGCUAAAAAUAAGCAUUCGUUUCUUAAAAAAAAAUCAGUUUACUACAGCGAUGUAUUCACGAAAGAUGUAUCGAGUAAAUAUCCACCAACUAGAGACUCUGAAAAUUUGAAAAGGAUUUGUAGAGAAGAAUGUGAGCUGCUAGAAAAUGAGCUUUGCCAAAAAGAAUACGCAAUUGCAAAACGUCAUCCAGUAAUUGGUAUCGUAGGAGUUGAAGAGUGCCAGAAAAUACCACAACACCAAGAUUGCUCCACAUUAGGAAUAACUAUUGAAGUAGACGAGUCCGAAAACUGCUAUUGGGAAGACGGCUCAAGUUACAGAGGAGUCAAAAACGUUAGUGCGUCAGGAAAACCAUGUUUAAGAUGGUCUUGGUUAAUGAAAGAAAUAUCGGACUUUCCAGAACUGAUAGGACAAAACUAUUGCAGAAACCCAGGAAGCGUGGAAAAGACUCCUUGGUGUUUUGUGGAUGAUAUAUCAUUAGAUCGAAACAUGGAACCUUGCGAUAUUCCUAAAUGUGUCGAUAAAAUCUGGCUGAGCAUUAUCUUAAUUUUUGGUGUGGUUUUUGCAACAGUCAUCCUUAUUUCGAUAUUACUUUUGAAGAAAAAAAAGUCCCGUGGAAUGAAAAAUAUACAAAAUAUUAAUACACCUAAUGCUGGCAACAAUAUAUAUGGAAAUUCACAAAUAAAUGCAAACCAAGAAUCGGGGCGAACUUUAAAUAGUCCCAUGGAUCCGAUUAGCAUACCUUCUAAAAACAUGGAAAAAAACUCUCUUCUAAGAAUACCACACUUUACUUUACAAGAUGUUGAGUUCUUUGAGGAAUUGGGCGAAGGAGCAUUUGGAAAAGUAUAUAAAGGACAGCUAAUACAACCUAACAAAAAAAUGAUCAACGUUGCCAUCAAAGCCUUAAAAGAAAAUGCAUCAUUUAAAACACAGCAAGAUUUUAGACGUGAAAUUGAAUUAAUAUCGGAUCUCAAACAUCAAAACAUUGUUUGCAUAUUAGGUGUUAUUUUAAAUAAGGAGCCCUACUGCAUGCUCUUCGAAUAUAUGGCAAACGGCGACUUACAUGAAUUUCUAAUAUCAAAUUCGCCAAUUGAAAAAAAGUUCCUAUUACAAUUGGAAUUUCUACAAAUAGCAAUGCAAAUAAGUGAGGGAAUGGAGUAUCUAUCAGGUCACCACUAUGUUCAUCGGGACUUGGCUGCUAGAAACUGUUUGGUCAAUGAAGGCUUGAUUGUAAAAAUAUCUGAUUUUGGGCUGUCCCGCGAUAUUUACAGCUCUGAUUACUAUAGAGUGCAAUCAAAAUCGUUACUGCCUGUUAGGUGGAUGCCCUCUGAAUCUAUUUUAUACGGAAAAUUUACUACUGAAAGUGAUAUAUGGUCAUUUGGCGUAGUUCUCUGGGAAAUCUACAGUUAUGGAAUGCAGCCGUAUUGUGGUUAUAGUAAUCCAGAGGUGAUAAAUUUAAUAAGAUCUCGCCAAUUACUAUCUUGUCCAGAUAAUUGCCCAACUGCAGUCUAUUCUCUGAUGAUUGAAUGUUGGCAUGAACAGGCUGUAAAGCGCCCCACAUUUUCAGACAUUUCACAUCGAUUAAAGACUUGGUAUGAGGGUCAUGUCAAAAUCAGUAACCAAAAAUCAUAAAUAAAAAAAUACUUAUAAACUGAAUGUAUUCACAUAUUUUAUUAUCUUUUUAAAAUAUGGCUAAAAGCUUUUUAGCUAUUAAAAAAUGAUAGUUUGUAAUUAAAACCAUGUGUGACUAGGAGAUAUCCUGAAUCCAGUUCAAUCAGCGCUUUUUAAUAUUUUCCAGAGCUUCUAUCGAGCAUAAAACAAACAAAUAAAA